Messenger RNA from Mucor velutinosus, 465 nucleotides. RefSeq lists its product as uncharacterized. Gene Ontology annotation, molecular function: DNA binding; cyanate hydratase activity. The coding region runs from base 1 to 465 and encodes 154 amino acids. The transcript is spliced from 7 exons. Lineage: Eukaryota; Fungi; Mucoromycota; Mucoromycetes; Mucorales; Mucoraceae. The record is from RefSeq and is a predicted model, not a curated record.
AUGAGUGAACCCAAAGUUUCUUCAGUACAAUCUCGUAUGUUCCAAGCAAAAGCCUCUAGAAAACUAAGCUUUGAGAAAAUUGGGCAAGAAUUAGGAGUGGACGAAGUGUAUGCAGCAGCUAUAUUCUACGGACAGGCCAAGCCCACUGAGGACCAAAUCAAGAAAUUAACAGCCUUAUUGAACAUCCCCACACAACAUUUGGUUGAAGAGAUGGGAGAGCACUACUUUCCAUCCAGAGGAGGAUUAAUGUCAAUGCCGCCAGAGGAUCCAACUCUUUACAGAUUUGUUGAAAUGAUUAAGGUGUACGGUUACCCAUUGAAGGCUAUUAUUCAUGAAAAGUUUGGCGAUGGUAUUAUGUCAGCCAUUGAUUUCAAAGCACAUGUUGAGAAGGUGGAGGAUCCAAAAGGAGAUCGUGUUAAAAUCACUUUGGACGGAAAAUUCUUGCCAUUUAAUAAAGGAUGGUAG